Aspergillus clavatus NRRL 1 is the source of this 966-nucleotide messenger RNA. Its product is annotated as ankyrin repeat domain-containing protein. The coding region runs from base 1 to 966 and encodes 321 amino acids. The transcript has a single exon. The record is from RefSeq and is a predicted model, not a curated record. Lineage: Eukaryota; Fungi; Ascomycota; Eurotiomycetes; Eurotiales; Aspergillaceae. Gene Ontology annotation, molecular function: protein binding. Gene Ontology annotation, cellular component: cytoplasm; nucleus.
AUGUUUGAAAAUGAAUCUUCAUCGGAUGUCAAGCUUGGUAGAGUUGGUCCAUUUACAGCGGAUGCUACAGAUAUAAGACAUGGGACUAUGGUUGAGUUUCUAUGCAGGGCAAAGGUUCCCCCCGAGAUCAAAAAAGGGUGGUACUGGAACAUGGAGUGGGACUCCCUUGUCCCAAUCUUACAGACACUUCUCGCGUUUAAUGCCAAUCCAGACAAGUUCAUCGCAGACAAGGAACCUGGAUUUCCUUUGAUUAGUGCAGCAUGCAAUGGUUGCCUGCGGGCCGUGGAGCUGCUUCUAGACGCAGGGGCUAGAGUCAAUCUCUCCCUUCCUCAUUUUUAUGGCACUGCUUUGCAAGCUGCAGUUUCGCAAGGGCACCUGGAGGUAGCCGAAUAUCUUAUUGAAAAGACAUCGGACAUCAACGUCCCCCGUUCCUUACCUCUCGAAUAUCCUGAUUCCUCCAGAGAUGAUGGAAUAUCAGCUCUCCAGACGCCAGUUCAACUUGCUGCAAAAAAUAACAAUCUUGCUCUUCUUCAGAUGUUGCUGGAGCGCGGAGCAUCUGUCAGCGCUUGCCCAGUCUCCGCAUGCCCCAAUUUCGAAUCUUAUUAUCCUUACAAAGCGACGCUUAAGCGGUACUGGCUAAGAUAUGGGCCGCAGUAUAACAAACAUUACCUAGUCUACACUGCCCUGCAAUAUGGAGUUAUCAACCAGAAUUUGAACAUCGUCGAACUUUUGCUGUCCGCUGGAGCCGACCCAGACUCCCGGGUGGCACCAGGGAUAGGUGACACACCCUUACAGAUGGCCGCAAGACUAGGCAACCUUGAAUUGGCUAGACUUCUUCUAAGCAGUGGCGCAGAUGUCAAUGCCCCCCCCCUGCGGCUUACAACGGCCGAACUGCACUUCAAGGGGCAGCAGAGAGUGGAAACUGGCAGAUCCUAUCAAUGCUUCAACACAAAGAAGCACAAAUAA